Molecule: messenger RNA, 459 nt
Organism: Miscanthus lutarioriparius
Lineage: Eukaryota; Viridiplantae; Streptophyta; Magnoliopsida; Poales; Poaceae
Source: the annotation of a GenBank genome assembly
AUGGCUUGCUCCAGCUGCCGGCUCGCCGGGGCCUCGCUGCUGCUCCUCGUCGUCAUCCUCCUAGCCGCCGUCGGAGCUUGUGCUUCUGCCGAGGCGGAGAUGAGUGCGAAGACCAUCGCGGCGGCUGCUGCCGGGAGGAAGGACGAUGUCGUCACCAGCAGCAGCAGCAGCAGCAGUGGAUCAUCCUCGCUGUCGUCGUCACCCUCUCCAGCAGCGGGAGGAGGAGGAGCAGAGAAGAAGGAGAGCAAGGACGAUAACGGGAACAAGGAGAAGGAGAAGGAGAAGCCCAAGGGCGGCGCGACGUCGACGAAGAAGCCAUCGCCGCCGGCAAAGUGCGUGACGAGCAAGGACUGCCACCUGAAGCGGCUGGUGUGCGCCAAGAAGUGCACCAUGGCCGCCCACAAGAAGUGCGCCGCCAAGUGUUCCCAUUCCUGCAACGCCCUCCCCAUCUGCACCUGA